This is a messenger RNA of Larimichthys crocea (large yellow croaker), 1935 nucleotides long. RefSeq lists its product as uncharacterized. The transcript has a single exon. Gene Ontology annotation, molecular function: nucleic acid binding. Bases 1 to 1935 code for a protein of 644 amino acids. NCBI's taxonomy places the organism in Eukaryota, Metazoa, Chordata, Actinopteri, Sciaenidae. Gene Ontology annotation, biological process: DNA integration. The record is from RefSeq and is a predicted model, not a curated record.
AUGGCCAUAUCAGCAGUGGCAUACCUGAAAACAGCAGACACGGAGGGAAACACUCAUAUCGGGUUCGUCAUGGGCAAAUCGAAGCUGGCUCCACAUCCUCCCCACACCAUCCCACGCUUAGAACUUUGUGCGGCUGUCUUGGCCACUGAAAUGGCAGACUUAAUCACUGAUGAACUGGACAUAGACAUCCACAAGGUCACAUUCUACACAGACAGUCGGAUUGUUUUGGGCUACAUUCACAACACAAGCAGAAGAUUCUAUGUAUAUGUAGCCAACAGAGUUGCCCGCAUCAGAAAGUCCACAAGCCCUGGACAGUGGCACUUCGUCAGCACAGAACACAACCCUGCAGACCACGGGACCCGCUCAGUGCCAGCCUCCAUGUUGAAAGAAACCAACUGGUUUAAAGGUCCGUCUUUCUUGUCCAGAGACUCCUGCCCCCCCCCAGAGACAUUUGAGCUGAUAGAACCUGAUACAGACAUAGAUGUACACACACAGCAGGUCACAGCUUUUGCAACCAAAUCCUUUGAAGGUGAGCUUAGUUCACACCGAUUUGAACGCUUGUCCAGCUGGAAGAUACUCAAUCGGGCUAUCACCAAGCUCAUACACAAGGCCAGAGCUCACACGAAAAGUCUGAACAGCAAGAUAGAUGCUCCGACACAAGCAAGACUGGUAAUCAUCAGAAAUGUCCAACACGACGUGUUUGCUGAAGAGGUGAAAUGUCUUUCCAGGGGUGAUGUCAUCUCCAAGUCUAGUCCCCUGAGAAAACUGAACCCAAUUCUGGAUGCAGAUGGCCUGCUGAGAGUUGGGGGGCGCAUCUCUUUGGCAGACAUUCCCUGGGAAGAGAAACACCCGAUCAUUGUUCCCAAGAAACACCAUGUAGCUACUUUAUUGGUGAGACAUUACCAUGAACAGGUGGCGCAUCAGGGGAGGCACCUGACGGAAGGUGCUGUACGUUCUGCUGGUCUGUGGCUGAUUGGAGGCAAAAGGCUGGUGACAAACAUCAUACAGAAAUGUGUAAUCUGUAACAAGCUAAGAGGAAGAAUGGAAGAACAAAAAAUGUCAAACUUACCUGCUGAACGACUCACGCCAGGUCCUCCAUUCACAAAUGUAGGAGUUGAUGUGUUUGGCCCAUGGAUCAUCAGCACAAGACGAACCCGAGGUGGCAUUGCAGAGAACAAGCGCUGGGCAGUUAUCUUUACCUGCCUAAUUACCAGAGCAGUGCAUAUUGAAGUGCUUGAAUCACUAUCCUCCUCAAGCUUUGUAAAUGCAUUGAGAAGAUUUACCGCUGUCCGUGGUCCUGUUCGUCUCUUCCGUUCUGAUCGAGGAACAAACUUCGUGGGGGCGUGCAAGGAGUUAAGAAUGAACUCUGAAGACCCUGAGCUGGCAACUUACCUUCAAAAUCAAGGCAGCAGGUGGAUCUUUAACCCUCCCCACUCCUCACACAUGGGUGGAGUGUGGGAGCGGAUGAUAGGAGUUGCUCGCAGAAUAUUGGAUGCACUGCUGCUUAAGGCAAAAACACUCCACCUGACUCAUGAGGUUCUGGUUACGUUCAUGUCUGAAGUCAUGGCCAUUAUGAAUGCCAGACCUCUGGUUCCUGUGUCUUCUGAUCCAGAUGCGCCCACUAUCCUGUCACCUGCCAUGCUCUUGACACAGAAAACUGAGCCAGUGUUGCCACCACCAGGAGAGUAUGACCUCAAAGACCUCUACAGAAAGCAGUGGAAGCAAGUCCAGGCUAUGGCUGAUGGAUUCUGGAAACGCUGGCGUCAAGAGUUCCUGGUGUCACUUCAACCAAGGCGAAAGUGGCAUGUGGAGAAGCCGAACCUGACUGAAGGAGAUGUCGUGCUUCUUAAAGAUGCACAAGUCAAAAGAAAUGAGUGGCCUGUAGGAGUGGUGGUGAACGCCAUUCCUAGCAAGACUCUAAAGUCCGCCAAGUAG